AAAUGACAGCUUUCCUAGUUUCAAUUGCAUUCGCCCUCCUCGCCGGAGCUCGGGCAUGGGAUUACGGAGUCCCCUACUAUCCGGCACCGCACUAUUUCGAACAACAGCAGCCAUAUGAUCUUCCGUGUCCGCCGUCGGGUCCCGAAAGUCUGGUUUGUGCCGGAGCUCCGGGUGCCCAGCCAUCCACCUUUCCCAGUCCUUGCGAAGUCCAACGUUUCAGAGCCCUAACUGGCAUUAACUGGGAGAUCAUUCACGAGAAUAGAUGCGAAACCUUGGAGGUCUGCCCGGACAACUGCCAGGAUCAGUACAAUCCCGUGUGCGGAAAGUACAAGGAUACCAGGCGCAACUUCAGGAGCGAGUGCGAACUGCAGCUGGUGAAGUGCCGCACAGGACAUCCUUGGCGAAAGCACCACGAUGGCCCCUGUGAAAGCAGGUAUCCUGUUCCUCAGUCGCCUCGCGUUCAAAACUACAAUCCCUAUGCGAUUAAUCCUUACCAACCGAACGUUGGAUCUCGAGGAGCCUAUGGAUCCCAAGGACCUUAUGGAUCACAAGGACCUUAUGGAUCUCAAGGACCUUAUGGGCCGCAAUCUCCGCCUCAGCCUUAUCCACGAAGCUCUAUUGUGUCCCCAAAACCCAAUUAUGAAGCGCCCAUCUAUCAGCCCUAUCAGAUAUCCUGGGAAAAUCUGCCCACCGAGUAUGCUGGAACUACCAAGCCUUAUCCGAAUCCAACCUAUGAGACUACACCAACCACUACCUCGACAACUGCUGCUACAACUACUUCCACAACUACAACUACUCCCACAACUACGACCGAUAAAAUCACAACUACACCUCAACCAGGUGACUCAGAGACCACCGAGGCCACAACUGUAACUCAAAAUCCCAGGCGAAAUAUAAAGGUAAAUGCUGUGAUCGAAGACACGCAAAAGCCCUCCCCGGCUACUGGUAAGCCUGAAGAAUCUACUGAGUCCAGUUCAACGGAGUCCAGUGUCACCUAUACGCCUUUAAAAAAAUACACAACAACUGCUUCUCCUCAACAUGCUACAACCACUGCACGGCCUUCAAAGCCUUCUCUAUCGAUAAAUGCUGUUCAAGUUCCUGAACAGGAGGCUCAGAAGACCACUAGCACCGAACCAACUACGACUUAUAAGUCUUACAAUGCUUAUAAUUCGUAUGCAUCCUAUAGCACCACUGAAGCUCCUGUGGACGAAGACACUACAAAGGUGCCCGUGGAUGAAAUCAUUAAAAUAAAUAAAGUCCAGAUAAGUACUGAGAAUACAACUGAAAAGGCUGCUGAGACAACGCAGUCGACCACUCGUAAAGCGGACCCUACAUACCCAUCAUAUCCAGCUUAUCCAACCUCGAGCUUAUACAAAACUUAUCCAGUCUAUAACUCCACUGCGGCUCCUACGAACGAAAACACAACUCAGUUACCUUUCGACAAGGUACUUAAAAUAAAUGCAGCUGAAGAAAGCACUGAGAAGAUCGAUGAAGAGACCACCAAGGCAAAUGUGUACGAAACUUAUCCAGUCUAUGGUUCCACAGAAGCUUCAAAGGAUGAGGAAACUACUAAGAAAUCUCUCGACAAGGUAGUCAUAAAUGCAGUUAAAGAAAGCCCUGAACAAGAGGAUGAAACAACAACGAAAGCGCAGCCUACUUACUCAUCGUAUUCAGCGUAUUCAUCCUCCAGUGUCUAUAAGACUUACCCAGACUAUAAGUCCACUGUAACUCCCAAGAAUGACGUUACUACUCAGGCGCCUUUAGACAAAAUUGUCAAAAUAAAUGCCAUUGAAGAGAUUAUUGAAAAGCAAGAUGAACAGACGACCACUAAGGCAACUACCGUUUCCGAAUCUACCACUCCCAAAUCGCAGCCUACUUAUCCAUCUUAUGCAACAUAUCCAUCCCCAAAUGUGUACCAAGCUUAUCCAGUCUAUGGUUCCACAGAAGCUUCAAAGGAUGACGAAACUACUAAGAAAUCUCUCGACAAGGUAGUUAAAAUCAAUGCAGUUGAAGAAAGCCCUGAACAAGAGGAUGAAACAACAACGAAAGCGAAGCCUACUUACUCAUCUUAUUCAACGUAUUUAUCCUCCAGUGGCUAUAAGACUUAUCCAACCUAUACAUCCACUGAAGCCCCUGAGAAUGAAGAAACUACUAAGGUGGCUCUCGACAAGUUAGUCAAAAUAAAUAAAGCGCAGAUAAGUACUGAGAAGGCUGUUAAUGAAACUACUACGACAACGGAGCCUAUCACAACUAAAGCGCCAACCACUUAUCCAUCGUAUCUGACUUAUCCAUCCUCGAGUGUAUAUAAAAGUUAUAGCUCUUCCGAGACUCCGGAUGAUGAAGAGGACAAGGAGAGCACUGGAAGUCCAUUGGACAAGUCAAUAAAGAUCAACGCAGUCUCAUUUCCAGAAACCAUUCAAAAUACAACGUUUGCAACGACACCUUUCCCGGAAACCCCCACCGAUGCUUUAUCCGAAGUGGAAAAAGGACCUGAGAUUGAUGCAGACAGUGUGGCCAACAGUGCGAAGACUGAAUCAGCAGAAAUCCCAGAAAUUGUUAAGACAGAAAGCGUUAGUAAGAACGGAACACAGGUAAAUUUGGAGGUGACCUGCAAACGAGAAAACAAAAAACUAAAGCUGGACACAUCGAGCUCAGAUCGGAGUAACAUUUAUUUUAUAUUUUUGGGCUGUUAAACAUGUUAUAUACUGUGUUCUAGUGUAAUUGUACAUAUGUUGUGUGAUUAUAGACCAUUGUU
Molecule: messenger RNA, 2755 nt
Organism: Drosophila mauritiana
Lineage: Eukaryota; Metazoa; Arthropoda; Insecta; Diptera; Drosophilidae
Product: mucin-5AC
Exons: 3
Coding region: 3-2693 (896 amino acids)
Molecular function (GO): protein binding
Source: RefSeq, a predicted model, not a curated record